UUAGUUUAAAAAAAGAGCGUGACCUCAAAAAGUACACACUGCAGCUUUCUCUCUAUACAUUUUCUCUCUCUCUGCUACAAGCCGACGACAGACUCCGCGCUGGCGAGAUUCCUCCUCUGUCCUUCCUCCCCCUCCAAACCCUAAAUCCACGGCCAUGUCUUUGUUGAUUUCUUGAUAAUUUUCUUUAGUUUCUUUUCAUCACUUCAUUGGCUAUCUAAAUGGGUUGUGCGACGUCUAAGCUAGACGACCUUCCGGCGGUGGUGCUCUGCCGUCAGCGGUGCGAAUUCCUCGACCAAGCGAUUCAGCAGCGUUACAUACUCGCCGAAGCUCACGUCGCCUAUAUACACUCGCUCAAUGAUGUUGGCCUCUCUCUGCACAAAUUUUUCGAUCGAGAUCUCGACAAUUCUACCGCCGAUCUGCCUUCGCCAGUUCUCAAUCUUCCGACUAAGCGGAAAGGGGAUCCCGAACCGUCCGGUUCGCCCAAGGCCGCUAUUCAUCACUCUCACUCUAGCUCCGGUUCGCAUCUGCACUUCCACUCCGGUUCUGACGACGAUGAUGAUUCCGGUUCCGACUCUCUGCAUCACCAUCUGGAUGAUUCUUCUUCGCCUAUGAAGCAUCCUUAUGGUCAGUUGAAUUAUGCGGAUCAUGAAACCCUAGGUUCGUAUCCAGGUGGAUCGUAUCCAGGUGGUUCAUAUUCAGGUGGAUUUAUGAACAUGAAUUAUAUGAAGAAUAAAGCGACACAAUCGGUGUCGUACGAGCAACGGCCGAUGAGUACGGAGACUGUGCAAAUGGGCGAAUCUUCUUCUUCGUACUACCCUUAUCCUUACUCGAAUCAAACCCCUAGUGGUUACUCAUAUUACGACACGUCGAAUUAUGGUGGUGGUGUGAAUGGUUAUGCCGGCGGCGGUGGUAUGAAUGGUUUCUUUGGUUCAUCGCCACCUUAUGGUUCCUCGUCGCAGCAGCUGCCUCCGGUUGGUGCUAUGACUUCGUCGUCGGCUUCGUCUUCGAAAACACCUCCGCCUCCACCCUCGCCGCCAUCGAGCUCAGCUUGGGAUUUUUUGAACCCUUUCGAGACUUAUGAGAAGUAUUAUCCUCCGUAUACGCCCAGUAGGGACUCCAGGGAGGUGAGAGAGGAGGAGGGAAUCCCCGAUUUGGAAGAUGAGGAUUACCAGCAAGAAGUUGUUAAGGAGGUAGACGGAGAUCACAAGUUCAUGGAUGGUGGUGGUGGUGGUAAAAAUUAUGCAAAGGCUGUGGUAGACGACGACGGGAAGGUGAAUGAUUCUGAGGCGUUUUACCACACGAGGCCGAGCGUAUCAAUGGAGAACCACGGUGCAGAGUAUGAGGUGCACGUAGUGGACAAAAAAGUUGUCGAUAAUGAGGAGAAGUCCGGGGAUCGGGGCAAUGUGCCUGCUUUUAAGGCUGGAGGGCGUUUAAGGGGUGACUCCGAAGUUGUAAGGGAAAUUAAGGUCGGGUUUGAGGGAGCUUCGGCGUCAGGGGAGGGCCUUUCCAAGAUGCUUGAGGCCGGAAAAUAUCCACAUACACAUCGCCGUAAAAAUGCCUCAUAUCAAGUGUCGUCCAAGAUGUUGCAUGCAGUUACUCCUUCAAUGUCGGUAGUAACCUCACAGGCUUCUACUUCUAAAACUGCUGAGUCCGCAUCCUCAAUUGAGAAGGCUGAUCCUGCGUACUUGGAUAUUGGCGAAGAUGUGGGGAUGAAGUCUGGGAAUCUUUCUUCUACCUUACAGAAGCUCUACCUUUGGGAGAAGAAACUAUAUGAGGAGGUUAAGGUUGAGGAAAAAAUGAGGGUACUCCAUGAGAGGAAGUCCCGAAGGUUAAAGCGUUUAGAUGAAAAGGGUGCUGAGGCUCACAAAGUUGACACCACAAGAACUUUGGUCAGGAGUCUUUCCACAAAAAUAAGAAUUGCGAUCCAGGUUGUUGAUAAAAUCUCUGUGAAGAUAAAUAAAUUGAGGGAUGAAGAGUUGUGGCCGCAACUAAAUGAAUUCAUUCAAGGGUUAACCAAGAUGUGGAAGUCUAUGCUUGAGUGCCAUCAUAGUCAGUGUGAAGCUAUUGGAGAAGCUAAAAGAUUAGAUAGCAUUGCAUCUGGCAAACACUUUAGUGAUGCUCGUCUGGAAGCCACAUUGCAGCUUGAACAUGAGCUUCUUAACUGGACUUUAAGAUUCUCUAGUUGGGUUGGUGCCCAGAAAGGUUAUGUCAAAGCGUUGAAUAACUGGCUUCUGAAAUGUCUUCUGUAUGAACCCGAAGAUACAGAUGAUGGAAUUGCUCCCUUCUCUCCUGGUAGGAUAGGUGCACCCCCUGUGUUUGUGAUAUGUAAUCAGUGGUCGCAAGCAUUGGAGAGUAUCUCUGAAAAAGAAGUUGUGGAUUCUAUGCGAAAUUUUGCCUCGAGUGUACUUCAGCUAUGGGAGCGGGAUAAACAAGAAAUGCGCCAUAGGAUGACAAUAAACAAGGAUACGGAGAGGCAAGUUAAGCACUUGGAGAGACAGGACCAGAAAAUACAUCAGGAGAUCCAGGCGUUGGACAAAAAGAUUGUUCUGGUCUCUGGGGUUGACAGUGGUCUCUCAGUAACCGGACAAGUUGUGUAUCAGAGUGACACAAGCAAUAGUAUACAGGUGAGUCUGCAACUUAUUUUUGGGGCAAUGGAGAGGUUUACAGCUAACUCCUUGAAGGUUUAUGAGGAUCUGUUGCAACGUAUUGAAGAGGAUGGACUUGCUGGAGGGCAUUAGAAAGCCUCAUAGAGGGCUGCAUGGUGUGCUUAACCAGCAUCAUCUCUUUUGAGUGCAUGUUUUGGUUAAUUAUGUUCAACUUGCAGUUCUGUUGAAAAACUACUUGAAACUCGAGACUUCUGAAUGGAGUUAUCCACUGCUUUAUGCCGUGGCUUGGCAAUGGAAGCCUGAUUGUGCUAGUUUUGGUGUUGGGAAGUUGGGCUUUAAGUUAAUGGUGGUUUCAACUCAACAUCAGGCUAUAUUUGGCUUACUGUUCUGGGAGCAGGUAUUGCCAAUGUUGAGAAGAGAUGGUGCUUUCCGGGGCAAUAUAUCAGUUGUUUUGCAUUUCGACCCAGUCAUCCCAUCCCGUUGAUGGUAUAGACGUGGAUCUAAAAGCUGUUGACUGGUGAUGGGGAUUCGAAAGCUAUUGCAUUGGCUGAUGAUGAGGAUUCAGAAGUUGUAGGUGGGCAAGUCGGGUUGAUGGCUGCUGAAUCUGCAUUUGCCCAUCAGUAUUAUACUCCAUGAGCUGCUGCUGCUGCUUUUGCUUGUGUUAGAUAGUGUCGCAAACUUUUUGCAGUUUGAGUGGACUCGUUUUGAAUCUUCUCCUUGGGAACAAAAGCUGAGAAAGGAAAGUGGUUGGCGGGCAUGCAUCCAUGAAGACAGGCAGGCGCCUACAGCCAAUUUGCAGACUAAACUUCAAUUUUGCAUUAGGAAAGUAGAUAAGUUCGAGUUAAUGCUUAUUGGCUGUUUAGUGACGCAAGUCAUGGAAACACCCAAAUACCAGAUGAUGAUGUAUAAUAGGAGGAUAGAAAAUGCACUUAUUUUAGUUAUUUAUUGAUUUAAUGUCAGUUAUUUGUACAGAGAUCCCUAUUGUUUGUUACUGACGGAUAGAAAACACCCAAAAUGGUUAGGGGGGUGUGGUUGUCAUUGUCAGUGAGAUUUCAAAUUAUAUUUAUUUAUUUUUUUUGUUA
Cornus florida is the source of this 3688-nucleotide messenger RNA. Its product is annotated as protein ALTERED PHOSPHATE STARVATION RESPONSE 1-like. Lineage: Eukaryota; Viridiplantae; Streptophyta; Magnoliopsida; Cornales; Cornaceae. Bases 219 to 2738 code for a protein of 839 amino acids. The transcript is spliced from 4 exons. The record is from RefSeq and is a predicted model, not a curated record.